GAUUCGGUACCUGUUGAUGCAGCAGUCGGGGCUUUCUGUCAUUGUUGAAAAUGCUUUUAAUCCAAAUUGCAUUGUUAAUAGAGAGGCUUUGUUAGCUUGUGUAACUCAAAUAUAGACAGGAAUGGGCACUACAGUAGACAUUCGGUCUCUAAUGGAGUGACAUUGGCUGCACCUGUGAAUACCCGUGACAAGUUUGAAUGACAGAAUGUUAUCUGUCAUACAUCUAAAGGACUGCCUACUGACUCACUCAAUCCGACCUCAUCCAAUACCUUUUGAAUACCGAUGCUUUUCCGAUUCCUUAGCCUCCCAUAUCUGAAAAUAGGCUGCUCCCUACUGCUUUUCUUUGGCUAAUUCCUUACCAACCGGUGUAUCCAGUUCUUUCCCUCUCUUUCUUUCUUACUUGCAUUUGGUCUAAAAGUUGAAUCUUCCUUGACGUAGUUCUUGCUGUAGAAAAUAAAAUCCAGAUUUACGCAGUCUGUGUUGUACUGAUCAGGUUACUUCAUUGAUACAAGGAAGAUAUAUGCGGGGGUCGCAUUUGGGGUGGAAAAGUUGACGGGCUCAGCACGGAGGAAGUGACUACCAAAGCUACUUAUGAGGGGUGUGCUGUUCUGCUCCUAAACUUUAUUCCGUUUUAAUACCGGAUAGGAACGUGUGAUACCCAAUAGAUGUUUAUUUUUUUUGGUAGGCCUACCGCACUUUUUCGAAGGAGAGAAGCCCCUAAAUUAUUUGGGUUAUUGUCUAUCAAAUACAUAAGAGCCUACUGAGGAUUUCAAUUUUCAUUUUGAAGGGCGGUGAAGCUUUCAUUAACGACGAUUACUGAUUAUCACUUGCAUAGGGGAGACACUAAAAGCUCUCCCCAGACUAUGGAAACAGAGGCAACUGAUAGAUACUCUGCAAGUAACGGAGACUGCUCUCCCAGGAAGACAGAGAACUCUAGAAUGCUGGUGGACUUGUCAGCAAUCUCGCCCAAUGGACAGCGGCCCCAGGGUCCUAACUCACCCAAUGGACAGCGGCCCCAGGGUCCUAACUCACCCAAUGGACAGCAGCCGCAUGUUCUUAACUCACCCAAUGAACAGCGGCCCCAGGGUCCUAACACACAUACUGAACAAACAAUCAAACAGGAAGAUGACACAGGAGAUGAGGGGGACAGGAGAACCACAGCAGAAGAUAUGGGCCAAAGCGGGGAAGAGGGGUCAGGGUUGGAGGAUCCCAUGACUGACAGCCCUACCAACCAACAGGAUGUGAUUCCUGGUUCUGAUGGGUCAUGUGACCCAGGGACUCGGCUUCCCAAUGGUGAUAGGCCGUUCCAGUGUAACCAGUGUGGCGUGUCGUUCACUCAGAAGGGAAACUUGUUGAGACACAUCAAGCUGCACACAGGGGAGAAGCCCUUCAAAUGCCCCUUCUGCAGCUACGCCUGCCGCCGCCGCGAUGCGCUAACUGGCCACCUACGCACACACUCAGUGGGUAAACCACACAAGUGCAACUACUGUGGGCGGAGCUACAAACAGAGGACGUCAUUAGAGGAGCAUAAAGAGCGCUGCCAUAACUACCUUCAGGGUGUCCUCAUGGAUCCUACCUCCAACACUGGGCCUUAUCCAGGGGAAGUUGCUAAAGAGCAGAGACCCCUGACAGAAGCCUCGGCAAUGGCAACCUUCGAUCGGCCACCUGUCAUCGAAAGACUGCAGAGUAAUGUGGGGAAGAGGAAGAGCUCCACGCCACAGAAGUUUGUGGGUGAGAAAAUAAUGCGCUACAGCUACCCAGAGCUGACCUAUGAGAUGGGUCUGAAGUAUGAGAAGGAGGCUGAACUGAUGCAGGCUCACAUGAUGGACCAGGCUAUCAACAAUGCUAUCUCCUACCUGGGCUCUGACUCGCUGAGACCCCUGGUCCACCACCCUCACCCCCAUGGCCCGCAUGGUUCACACCCGGGCCUCUCAAUGGCUGAGGUGGUACCCAUGGUCAACCCCCUCUACCCUCAUCACAUCUACCCCCUGGGACCAGGGGCCCGCAUGGACCGGCCGGGUAGCCGAGACGCCCAAUCCCAUCCCUCGGCUCUCCCACCACCUCCUCCUGAGGUACCACCCUCCUCCAAUGGGCCCAUCUCGUUCACCAGACCCAAACAGCCUCACCCCCAGGGGGCCAGAGAUGAGAGGGAGUCCCCCACCAACAGUGGUCCGGACUCGGUGGACUCCGCGCGGAGCAGUCCACAGGAAAGGCUGGGUUUCCACGGAAACAACCACCACCCCCGUCCCAGAUCCAGCUUGGCCUACGGCAGCAGAGAGGAGGGGCGAGGCGGUGCCGAAGGAGGCGGAGUUGGGGUGACGGCAGAGGUGGCCCUGGGAGGGGCCGCUGAAAGGCCUCUCAGUCGGGACGGGGUGCGCGUGUUCGGGCGCGAGGGCCGGGAGGUUAGGGUGUUCCAGUGUGAGCACUGCCGGGUUCUCUUCCUGGACCACGUCAUGUACACCAUCCACAUGGGUUGCCAUGGUUACAGGGAACCACUGGAGUGCAACAUCUGCGGCCACCGCAGCAAGGACCGCUAUGAGUUCUCAUCUCACAUCGUCCGAGGGGAACACACCUUAAAGUAGAGGGUGCCUCCACGUCGCACCUCAGGACCAUAAAUCCAACAGUGUGGACAGCCAGGACAGAGAAAACAAACAAAAUUUACAAACCAAUAUACAGUGAGUAGUUCUAGUUUUUAGUGUCUGUUUAUUGCUCAUUACUGUGCUGUUGAACUUGUUUGUUGCCACACACCCAUGUAAGGGCUCAACAUAUCAAUGGGGCUUUCCCUGAAUCCACCACUCAAACCAUACUUUAGAAAAUGAUCUGCUUUCUUACAUGACAUCCUAAAAUAUAGAUCUUCCCUUACUUACGUCAAAAGCCUUGCUUACUGUGAAAAUGCACAUACAUGUUGUCACACUAGCCACAUUAAAAAACUCAAUUAGGAGGAAGUAAAAAGAGAGAGACAGAGAGAGAGAGAGAGAUGAGAGAAACAAGAGAGCGAAAAUAAGAAAAGGUGAAAAGAGUAAGGGUGGAGAAAGGGAGAGGUGCAGAGUAGGAAAGCAGGGCUUACUCAUAAUUAACUUUUUCACACGUCUGUAGAUUUGAUAUUGUUUCGGUCACAUCAAAGCUACAGAUGUUAGGACUUAAUAUGAUCAGCCUGAUGUUGCCGGAAACGUCUUGCCCAGCAGUAAAUGCAAAUGUGUAGUUUAUCACUUUAAAAUGUCAAUUUGACUCCACUUAAAAUAUAUUAAUUACAAUCCUUACCAUAAUUCACCUUUUCUGUUGAAACAUAAUCAUUGUUGCUACUGUAAUCUUACUGAAAUCCAGAGUUUUUCCAUAAAAAUGAAUCUGGAAUCAUCCAAUCCAGUAUUUCUGGAAAACCUAUGAAACAGGUCAAAUAGAGACCCUUCACAAGAAACUAUCUGCUUUCCUUAGAACAGUUCCUGUAACUUUUUCAGUUUCACGCCACUUCACAGAUGAAAGAGAUAGCACUGCGACCUGCCUUCCUCCCUAAACCUGUUCUUGAACUAGCAGCCUGAUGCCUUGAGGAAAGGAGAGGACGGGAAGAAAUGAGGCACUCCCUGUCUCGAUUCAGUAGUACCUUUACAUCUCCAGCUUGCCUUUACCUUACUCAUGUGUCUAAUAAGGAACAUGCUGCUUUCUGCAAGUGCCAUGUCAGUGCAUGCAUUCUACUGUACCCCAGGGUUGGAAUCGGUGCCAUUUUAUUUCAGUCUGUUAAAAAGAAAAUCGGAAUACAGUAUGGAAUAGCCGAUUACCUGAUAAAGUCAUAGAACUGGAAUGGCAUUGUUCCCGACCCAGCUGUACAGUGCAUGUGAAUGUGUUGAUAUAAGGACUGUGCCCAGUACAAGAGGCAAUGCACUUUAAGCGGAUGCACUGGUACUGUACUGUUAGGUAGACAGCACUGUGAUUUAGUGUUUACUAAGAGCCUUAAGAAGGAGGAUGCCAAUGUGUGGAAAUUGUACUGAUGUGGAUCAAAUAUGAUGAUACAGGUGCACUUGGACAAAUGCAGAAGACAUUGUACAUGCUGCUCUUUAUAUAAAUAGAUAUAUAUAUAUAUAUAUAUAUAUAAUAUAGCUUAUAUUUUGCUGGCAAAAUAUGUAAUGUUAAUGCAGCAAAUACCAUAUUUUGAAUUGUCACUCUCUGUUGUCCUGAUGGUCUUUGGCAAUAAGAAUGGCCCUAUUUUUUUAGGCAGCUUAUUUCUGUUUACAUGACAGUGGCAUGAACAAAUAUCUACUUACAUUGCAACAAACUACUGUACUUCUACUGCAACAGCUUACUGUUCUGUAAACUUAAAGUAUUGGCAAUGGCAACUGUUUACAUCUUUCAGCUAUUGUACUAUCUGUUAUGUACUAUUGUUCAUUCUACAUUGCCUCAAUGCAUUAUUUUUUUUAAAUGAGUGCUCCAAUUUUUGUAUUUACCUACCAAUGUCUUUUAUAACAUAUCUGCCUAUAGACGUUCUAACACACCGAUAUAGACAUAUAUUCUUUGUUAUAAUGGUCUUGAAUCUACUGUAUGUCUGCCUAUAUUUUCUGAAGAAAUCCACAAACUACUAUAUAUGAAGCCAACAUGAUGCAAAGGAUGUAGAAUAUGAAAAAUGUCAUCCCACCUGUAGCAAAGUCCACAAAAUUGCUUUAAUAUAAGUUACAAAAUAUAUUUUGGAAAGGCAAUUAAUGUUCUAUUUGUCAUUUUAGAUACUCUUACUGUGUUCUGUUUCAUUCCAUCUAGUUUUUAUUUUCUUCCAAAAUCACUUAUUUGUAAAAGAAGAAAAAUGCUCUGACAACUCUACCCAUGAGGGAGCGUGCAUAAGCACCAAGGCUUUACUUUUGAAGAAUUUUGCCACAACAAAAAAUCACUGGGAAGAAGAAAAAAAGAAAGAGAUUGUCAGUGAAAGUAAGACCGGUAUUUUGUGUAGUCCAAGUUUUUUUUUUUUUUUUGCGGCAGCUCUUACAAAAUGUCUACAAUACGUAGAGGCCUUAGCUCAAAGUGCUUUUUUUGUUACAUCAAUUUUAUGUUGUAUGAGCCGUCUUACCUCUGUCAGUACAAUCUUGUUAAAGAAUGAUAAAUAUACACUACCGUUCAAAAUUUGGGGUCACUUCAAAAUAUCCUUGUUUUCAAAAGAAAAGCAUUUUUUGUCGAUUUAAAAUAACAAAUUGAACAGAAAUACAGUGUAGACAUUGCUAAAGUUGUAAAUGAAUAUUCUAGCUUGUAAUGGCUUAUUUUCAAUGGAAUAUCUAAAUAGGUGUGCAGAGGCCCAUUAUCAUCAACCAUCAGUCCUGUUUUCCAGUGGCACAAUGUGUUUGCUAAUCCAAGUUUAUCAUUUUAAAAUGCUAAUUGGUCAUUAGAAAACUAUUUGCAAGUAGUUUAGUAUCUGGAGCAUCAGCAAUUGUGGGUUUGAUUACAGGCUCAAAAUGAGACUAAGCCCCGAAUAUAUUGUGAUCCUAGCAAGGCAUCUGCGUCACUCUGUUCUUGUUCUGAAAAAAAACUCAACAUCUUGUACAACGUUGUGUUGCGCAAACGGUCUCUAACCAGAAUAGAAAGCAGAAUGACUGGCCUCAGUGUGCAGCUGAGCAAGAGGACAAAUGCAUUAGAGUGUCUAGUUUGAGAAACAGACGCCUUACAGGUCCUCAACUGUCCUCAACUUCAUUAAAUAGCUAGGUACCCGCAAAACACCUGUCUCAAUGUUAACAGUGAAGAACCAACUCUAGGAUGCUGGCCUUCUAGGAAUAGCUGCAAAGAAAAAGCCGUAUCUCAGGCUGACAAAUAAAAAGAAAAGAUUAA
Esox lucius (northern pike) is the source of this 5796-nucleotide messenger RNA. RefSeq names its product IKAROS family zinc finger 2 (gene ikzf2). Gene Ontology annotation, molecular function: DNA-binding transcription factor activity; RNA polymerase II cis-regulatory region sequence-specific DNA binding. NCBI's taxonomy places the organism in Eukaryota, Metazoa, Chordata, Actinopteri, Esociformes, Esocidae. Bases 864 to 2582 code for a protein of 572 amino acids. The record is from RefSeq and is a predicted model, not a curated record. Gene Ontology annotation, biological process: regulation of transcription by RNA polymerase II. The transcript has 8 exons.